Molecule: messenger RNA, 881 nt
Organism: Gilbertella persicaria
Lineage: Eukaryota; Fungi; Mucoromycota; Mucoromycetes; Mucorales; Choanephoraceae
Exons: 5
Coding region: 264-806 (180 amino acids)
Molecular function (GO): protein binding
Source: RefSeq, a predicted model, not a curated record
UUUAUUUUUAACAUGGAAGAUUAUAAUCAUUCUUUAACUAGUCCAUUGAUUGCUGUCACUUCUGCUUUAGCAGCUGUAAGGAUUGUGCAAAUAUUUGAAUUGUAACUUAUGCUUUGUUGUAGGUUGCUUGGCUCAUCUUGUUUAUUGGUGCUUGUGUUGCCGCAUUCCAUGGUGUUGUUUGGUGGAUCAUCAUUUUUGAACUUGUACUUGUGGUUGGUAUAAUCAUCUUGCUAGGGAUCAACAAGUUUGGACCCUAUCACAAUAUGGUCUAUCUUUUCAUGGCCGUCAGUCUUGUUUACUUGACCUGGCUCUGUCAAUGGUGCUUGGACUCCAAUGCUGAAGGUGGUGCUAGAGCUGCUGCUGCUGGUGCUGUCAUUUUGAUUAUUGUUCAGUUCAUUUGGGCACUUGAAUUGUCUGCCCCAGGUGGCGGUACUCGCUUCAGUAGUGGUAGCUGGGGUGCUGCUGGCUCUGGUGCUGCUAACUUCGGUCAUCGCUUUAGUAAUGCUGUUCGCCCUAACACACACACUGGUUCUCGCCAUCAUCAUCACAAUAAGCAUUACCACAACAAGGAAUUGCCUCGCCGUGGUGUUACUGAUGAAGAAAGCAUCGGUGAUGCCUCUUCUGCUGAUGCUGACUUUGAGCAAGCCACUGCUUUGCAUGAUUAUCAAGCAAGUCCUGAAGAUCCAAACGAACUUUCCUUCUCCAAGCACGAAACCCUUGAAAUCUUGGAUAAGCGAGGUAACUGGUGGCAAGCUCGUAAGCAAGAUGGUACCACUGGUAUUGUCCCCAGCAAUUACUUUCAAUAAUAAUCUUACGCAUUAAUGAUAAUUUAUCUUUUUCUUCUUUAAUAUUUAAUAAAGUAUAUUUACAUAAAAGAUAAU